This is a messenger RNA of Pochonia chlamydosporia 170, 1443 nucleotides long. Its product is annotated as thioredoxin reductase. The transcript has a single exon. The record is from RefSeq and is a predicted model, not a curated record. The coding region runs from base 1 to 1443 and encodes 480 amino acids. Lineage: Eukaryota; Fungi; Ascomycota; Sordariomycetes; Hypocreales; Clavicipitaceae.
AUGACAACUAAUGUUUUACUUCAUAACCAGCGCUUUUGGACUCCGUUAAUGCACAUACAAGUGAAACAUUCUUGUAGCAAACCUUUGUCCGCCCAGCAGCAGGGAUCUUCAUCACCAGAUAGCGCUAAAAUACCGUCACGUACAACGCCGUCACGGUCAAGCAGUCGUGUGCCCGACGAGCAGAUAGCGAAAACGGACGAGAUCAUAUCAAUAUCCUCCGAUGGGGAAUCUGACUUGGAGGAUGACUGCCAUGAUGGGUCGCAGAAAAGUCUCAUGCAUGUGUCGAAUCAGUCAACUCCAGCGAGCAUUGCUCCCGAGGGUAGUAAGAAGCCUGUCUGCCGGAUAACCCCCAGCAUGUCGACCUGGGAUGAAUGGAUUAGGACUGACAACAAGCAAGACGCACCGACUGAUGCAAUUUGCCUAGAAAGGAUCAUGGAUACCGCCACUGCUUCGCUUUCCUGGACUAGAUCUGUGGUAGGAGACACGGAUGCCGACCAUGAGCAGCCCCCAGCAUCGGCUGCUUCCCGACAACAAUCAUUUACGGGCCUGCAUUGUACCCCGACGACACAAAUCAAAAAGGUACCGGCCAAAGCAUCGCCUUCGCCAGGUCUGCCUGUAGGCAAUUGCGACGCUAUCUACACCGAGGAUGCGACGCCAAUGAUGAGCCCGAGCCCGGCUUCUGCGGAGUCUACAACUUCCUCUCUGGCUAGCCCCUUUUGUUCGCCACGAACGCCAGCAUCAACACGAACAUCAACGCCAGCAGUGUCCCAAAGGGAUACCGUGUCACUCAAGAGCUCUUCAUAUGAUGUGGAGCCUAUGCAGGCAAACUCCUCUCCGAUAGCAACUUACGAUAGUAUGAAUACACCCAGAGAUCCAUCUACAGCGCAGUCCCAAUUUCUGGAUGGUUCCAAGGUCGAGCCGAAUAUAUAUGGACAUAUGAAUGGCAAAAAUAUGGACACGGGGUCGAGCAUGUCCCACAGUCGCCAGCAAAUCAGACCUAAGACAUUAAGCGAAGAUUCGCAGUGGCGCGACAGGGACGAUUCACCUGGGCAAGACGGUACCAGUACACAGAGCGAUACAGAAUACUGUCCUUCAUCGACAGACAAUGAAAAUGAAGGCAGCCGCAAUCAGGACAAUGACAAGGACGAAGGGUCUCAACAGGGUUCACGCAAGCGCCGUAAAUUCGGCAACCCUGCUGUAUCCAAAUCGCCUAGUAAACGGAACUAUCCUGAUGCCUCGACCAACGAGCAUCGACCACGGGACCUGCUCUUCCCGGCUAUGUCGCCUCCCUCAACCAACGAUAUCGACGGUGUAAGAGCGGAGUUCAAUAAAUGGGCCUUACAGAAUGUCCUACUACAGCGUACAAUUAUAAACCGCAGAGCAACGUUCCAGUUACAGUUUAAAUGGGACUUGUGCAGGAAACACGGUCACGUAAUACAUUAA